This is a messenger RNA of Esox lucius (northern pike), 2011 nucleotides long. Its product is annotated as NADH dehydrogenase [ubiquinone] flavoprotein 1, mitochondrial. Gene Ontology annotation, biological process: mitochondrial electron transport, NADH to ubiquinone. Gene Ontology annotation, molecular function: FMN binding; NADH dehydrogenase (ubiquinone) activity; 4 iron, 4 sulfur cluster binding. The record is from RefSeq and is a predicted model, not a curated record. The transcript is spliced from 11 exons. Lineage: Eukaryota; Metazoa; Chordata; Actinopteri; Esociformes; Esocidae. Bases 255 to 1715 code for a protein of 486 amino acids.
CUGAAACGGCAAUGCAAGGAAGCAUGCCUUGAUAACUGUCACUAGGAGCGCUGUGGCAACCGAACGUCAUAAUCCGAUUAGCAGCACUAGUUUAGCUACCCCAGAUUUCCAACGACCUACUGCACUCGCAACUUACUGAACGGUUGUUUUUCGAUAAAAUUUAACUUUUAAGAAAAAAAUCGAGGUCCAGGAGAGAAGCAGCGACCCAAAGGAGGGAAACCGUUCAGGUUUUCAACAACAUUAUUGUUAAUUUUAUGAUGGCAUCAGGAAGGAUGCUGACGUUUCGUUGGAUGCUUUGGAACACAGGCGCGCACGCAGCGGCUGCCGGACAGUGCGUCUCGCCACAUCUGCCCGUGCGCUACAGCACCUCAUCAAACCAACAGGUGAAUCCAAGGAAAACACAAUUUGGUCCUUUAAGUGAUCAAGACCGUAUUUUUACAAACUUGUAUGGGCGUCACGAUUGGAGUCUGAAGGGUGCUCUGAGUCGGGGUGACUGGUAUAAGACUAAGGAGAUCCUACUGAAGGGGACAGACUGGAUCCUGAACGAGGUCAAGGUGUCUGGGCUGAGAGGGAGAGGAGGAGCUGGCUUCCCCACAGGUAUGAAGUGGGGCUUCAUGAACAAACCAAGCGAUGGCAGGCCUAAAUACCUAGUGGUGAAUGCAGACGAAGGAGAGCCCGGGACGUGUAAAGACCGAGAGAUCAUGCGUCAUGACCCCCACAAGCUGGUGGAGGGCUGCCUGGUGGCUGGUGGGGCCAUGGGAGCCCGGGCCGCCUACAUCUACAUCAGGGGGGAGUUUUACAACGAGUCCUCCAACCUACAGGUGGCCAUAAAUGAGGCGUAUGCAGCCGGUCUGAUUGGCAGGAAUGCAUGCGGUUCUGGGAAGGCCUUCGAUGUGUUUGUGAUGCGGGGGGCGGGGGCCUACAUCUGUGGGGAGGAGACGGCCCUUAUCGAGUCCCUGGAGGGCAAGCAGGGGAAACCCCGCCUCAAACCACCAUUCCCCGCAGACAUAGGGGUGUUUGGGUGCCCAACAACCGUUGCAAAUGUAGAGACAGUUGCUGUGGCACCUACUAUCUGUCGUCGAGGUGGAGCUUGGUUUGCCAGCUUCGGGAGAGAGAGGAAUGCUGGGACAAAGCUGUUCAACAUCUCUGGUCACGUGAAUACGCCAUGCACAGUGGAAGAAGAGAUGUCCAUUCCUCUGAGGGAACUAAUAGAGAGACACGCAGGAGGCGUGAGGGGUGGCUGGGAUAACCUGUUGGGAGUGAUCCCAGGAGGCUCUUCCACGCCCAUCAUCCCUCGCUCGGUGUGUGAUGACGUCAUGAUGGAUUUUGAUGACCUCGUCCGCGCCGAGACCGCGCUAGGCACGGCCGCCGUCAUCGUCAUGGACAAAUCAACUGACGUGAUCCGAGCCAUAGCCCGUCUGGUCCAGUUCUAUAAGCACGAGAGCUGUGGCCAGUGCACCCCAUGCAGGGAAGGAGUGGACUGGAUGGAUAAGAUGAUGUGGCGGUUUGUGCGUGGCGAUGCAGCCAAAUCGGAGAUUGAUAUGAUCUGGGAGCUGAGUAAACAGAUCGAGGGUCACACCAUCUGUGCCCUGGGUGAUGGGGCAGCAUGGCCUGUACAGGGUCUAGUGCGUCACUUUCGCCCGGUCAUGGAGAGCCGCAUCUCAGAGUACAACAAGAAGAACCCUGCCAGGGAGGCUGGCAUUGAGAUGAUCUAAGCUCAGAAAGGUAUCUGAGUCUGGCCUCCGUGCUUCUGACAUGUUGAUCUUAUCACUCUUAGGUCAUUUCCAUUUCUCAAAGAUAGGUGCACACAGCUCUUUAGUGUUAUAGGCUAUGUAAACUAAUGAACAUAGUAUCUUAUCAACACCAACCUACUUUGUUCUUGUGAUUAAUUUAUUUGCUUAUAUUUUAUUCAUGUAUUUAUUUUAAUUUGAUUAGUCAUUAACUGAUGUCCUUCUAAUGAUCUCGGAAUGAACAGGGCAAUGACCCACACAAAUAAAGUUAUACGAAACUG